This is a messenger RNA of Striga asiatica, 801 nucleotides long. NCBI's taxonomy places the organism in Eukaryota, Viridiplantae, Streptophyta, Magnoliopsida, Lamiales, Orobanchaceae. The record is from the annotation of a GenBank genome assembly.
AUGAGCUCCGCCGCCGCCGCUGCCGCACCGAGCAGGGUCGUGAAAUCGCCGCCGUGGAUGAUGGUGCCGCCGUCGUUCGAGGGCGGCAGAAUGGUUAAUUACAACUUCUACAGCCUGGGACACGACAGAAAUCUAUUCUUCUGCCUCACGGAGAUUGACUGCGACGACUUGGAGGCGUGGGAUCUGACAGACCCCACCUUGCCUAGGCUGGUGUGGUGGAACCACAAGGACUUGUUGGGCCCUGAAAACUACAUUGCUUGGUUGGAUGAUGUGGAGAAUUUACGUAUGUCGAAAACCGGGAUUUGGACGAGGCCACUUAGAUACUUGGUGUAUGCAGAGGAUUUGCGGCAGUUGUUUCUUGUCACGCGUCAUUUAGUUGAGCAGAUGGCUCCGGAUGGUUCGUCUGUGGAAGACUUGGAUAGAGACGAUUACCCGUACAAAACGGUGGCUUUUGAUGUGCAUAAGAUCGACCGGGAAGAAGGUGGAGGAGGGAAGCUGAGCUAUGUCGGUGGGUCGUUGGGUGGGCUGUCCAUGUUUGUUGGGCAUAACCACUCGUUCGCGGUGAUGCCUACAAACGGUGGGCUGAAGCCCGAUUCCAUAUACUUCACGGAGGACAGGGAAUUCUGCCCCGGAAAUUCAAAUUUCGGUGAGGAUGAGGAAACUAUAUAUGGGGGGCACGAUAUCGGCAUUUAUGAUUAUGAGAAGAAGACCAUCUCCCCUUGCUAUUACCCGUGCGAUGUCGGGAGCUUGAAAAGGAUUGUGCCCUCACCUAUUUGGUUUACUCCCUCUACACCCUCAUAA